Cercopithifilaria johnstoni is the source of this 3270-nucleotide messenger RNA. The record is from the annotation of a GenBank genome assembly. NCBI's taxonomy places the organism in Eukaryota, Metazoa, Nematoda, Chromadorea, Rhabditida, Onchocercidae.
AUGGAUACUGAAAUACGGGCACUUGACAAUUUAUGUAAAGUACUGUAUGAAAGUAUUGACGGCACUAGAAGACUUCAAGCAGAACAAAAUUUAGCCGAACUGACGUCAUCGCCGGAUUGCUUGAGGCGAUGUAUGUUACUCCUUCAAAGCGGAACUGCACCGUUCGCUCAUAUGGUUGCCAGCAAUACAUUGAUGAAAUUACUUAGCUCAAAGAUUGCCGUAUCUCUACAGCAGCGAUUGGAAUUAAACACAUACUUACUUCAUUAUUUGGAUGAACGGUCUGCGGCGUUGCCACCAUUUGUACUUUCCUCGCUGUAUCAGCUGUUUACCAGGAUAACAAAACUCGGAUGGCAUGAUUAUGAUAUAGAGAGUCAAACUUUUCCAUUUCGUGAACCCGUUUCUACAAUCAUUAAACUUGCAGGAAAAAAUUCAGAAAAAGGUCUACUGGCUGUACAAUUAUUGGCAACGUUAGUGUCAGAUAUCAAUUCGGAUGUUGGUUUUGAAACUGUCACAAAGCAACGGAAGACUUUAUCAAGUUUCCGUGAUGGAUACUUAUUUGACAUAUUUGAAUUGUCAACAGCAAUGCUUCGAAAAACUGUUAGUGGUAGGAUAGAUGAAAGAGAGCUUCCAACAGUCAGCAGCUUGUUACAGCUUACUCUAAACUGCCUUUCUUUUGAUUUUAUUGGCAGCUUAUCGGAUGAAACAAACGAUGAUAAUGCAACUGUUCAAGUACCGACAUUGUGGAGGCUGGCGUUUACUGAUGGUGAAUUAAUAACGAUGUUUUUCCGUUUGUACAAUGACUUACCUAUUGAAUUGACGACACGUGUGUUACAAAAUAUUGUCCAGUUGAGCUCUCUUCGACGAACAUUGUUUUCAAAUCCAGAACGGCAAACAUAUUUGACGCAUAUUGUUAAAGGUGUUAAAGGAAUCAUGGAACAGCCAGAUAAACUUCGGCAACAGGAGAGUUUCCAUGAAUUUUGCCGCAUCGUGUCGCGCUUAAAAGGAAAUUAUCAAUUAAUUGAAUUGAUGAAAGUUGAAGAAUAUUCCACAGUCAUCGCCCUUUUGGCGGAUUUCACUGAGCAAAGUUUGCGGGCUUAUGAAUUCUCAGCAAACAGUUCUUACUACUUAUUAUCUUUUUGGCAACGUAUGGUUUCAUCAGUACCGUACGUGAAAGCUGCGGAUCCACAUCUACUCAAUUUAUAUUGCCCCAAAAUUACUGCUACUUACGUGGAAAGUCGUUUACAAUAUGCACGAGCUGUUGCAAGGGGCGAUAUAGGCGAUGAUCCGUUAGACGACCAGGGCGCCAUCCAGCAGGUUAUGGAACAGAUUGCUAUCAUUUGUCGUUGUGAAUAUGAAAAAUCAGCGCAGUUGAUUGUGCGAUUAUUUGAUCAUGACUACACGAUAUACGAGCGUUUAGCCAAUAAUCCGCCAUCCACUGAAGCACGUGAGUCAGUGGCUUGUUUGACGUGGUUAGUAACGAUAAUUGGUGCAGCAAUACAGGGUCGAGCAUCGUACAGUAAUUGUGAAGAACAUGAUGUCGUUGAUGGAAACCUCGUUUGCAGGGUAUUAAAACUUAUGGAAUUGUCGGAUUCACGACUUUCAGCUGGUAUGCCAGGGAAUUUUAAGCUUGAGGUGGCUUAUCUGUAUAUGUUAGAUCAGUUUCGAAAAAUUUAUGUUAGUGAUCAGAUCCAGAAAAUUAGUAAAGUCUAUGAUCAACUCGAGAAGAAUCUUGGCUUGCAGGAUGAAACUGCUGUAAUUACUGUAUACGCUCGUAAAAUUAUUACGAAUCUGAAAUAUUGGGGAACCGAAGAGAAGCUGGUGGAUGACAGUUUAGUGUUGCUUAACGAACUUUCACUCGGUUUUUCAGCUGGUCGUCGCUUGAUGCGAUUACCUGACAUACAGCUACUGUUAAAUAAUCACUCGUGCGAACAUUUCUCGUUUUUGUCUUCGGAAGCUGAUUUGAUGACAAUGCGAUCACGGACAACAUUUUAUGCUUCGUUGAUGCGGUUGUUAUGUUUAGAUUUAAAUGACAGCGAUGCGACAUUCUAUUCAUUUAUGCAACCUUUAACAGAUGCUGUGCGGGAAAUUUAUGAUGUUUUUGCAAUGAGUGCACCAACUGUUGAUCAGGAGCGUGUUAAGCGUGCUGUUGUUGGUCUUUGUCGGGAUCUUCGAGGGAUUUCGACAGCAUGUAAUACGAAAUAUGUUUUUUCAAUGUUAUUCGACUGGAUGUACCCAAAUGUAUUUUCAAUUUUGGUUCGGUCAGUUGAUGUUUGGGCAGAUUGCACGGAGGUGGUUAGUCCAAUAUUGAAAUUAUUAGUGGAAUUAUGUCAAAAUCGUCAACAACGAUUACAGUUUGAGAUGUCAUCGUGUAGUGCUGUGUUAUUGUUUCGGGAAGUAUCAAAAAUCAUCUGUACAUACGGUGAAAGAAUGUUAGCAUUGCCUAAAGUAGUUCCUGAAAAUGCUUAUAAGCAGAGAUAUAAAAAUAUUGGGACUGUUUUUGCUAUACUGAAAAUGGCUUUAAAUGGUUCAUAUAUUCCAUUUGGUGUAUUUCGAUUAUAUGGUGACACAUGCCUCCAAGAUGCCUUAGCAAUGUUUGUGAAGCUUCUCAUGUACAUACCAGAGGAAGAAUUUCAGUCUUAUUCGAAAAUAAUCCAAAAUUUCCAUUGGUUAUUAGAAUCUAUUGCACAGGAUAAUAUAUGCUUCUUAUCAAAUAUUAAACCAGAAGUAUUCACGGUUUUGAUGCGAUAUAUUGAGCAGGCAAUUGUUUCAUUUGAUCCUAUUGUUGUAACAGCAUCAUGCUCAACCCUGGAUCUAAUAUUAAAUUAUCUUUAUCGUCGGUUAACACGCUCAGCUCCGCCUCGAGCUCAUGUUGGUGCUGAGGCAGAGGGACAGAAUUGUAUACAUGCUCUUGAAGCUCAGCCAUCUUUAUUACCUCAGAUGCUGUCAACGAUAUUGAAUGCCUCGUUGUUCGAGGAUGUCAAAUGUCAGUGGUCAUUGUCACGACCAUUACUUGGUUUGAUUUUACUGCAAGAAGAAUGUUUCCAGCAAUGGAAAAUGGAAUUAUUGGCGAAUCAGCCGCAGGAUAAACGUGCUGCAUUUGAAGAAGCUUUCACAUCUCUAAUGGACGGUGUAGAAAGGAAUGUAAGUACUCGAAACAAGGAUGCAUUCACACAAAAUAUGAAUAUGUUUCGAAAGACAAUCCAGGAAAUUAUCAAUGGUGAUGUUAUGUCAGCAGUGCAACCACUUCCAGUUGCUGAUAUGAUGUCGUAG